Acanthopagrus latus (yellowfin seabream) is the source of this 6395-nucleotide messenger RNA. It is a transcript of the gene cep131, whose product is annotated as centrosomal protein 131. Gene Ontology annotation, biological process: cilium assembly; regulation of centrosome duplication; intraciliary transport involved in cilium assembly. The record is from RefSeq and is a predicted model, not a curated record. The transcript is spliced from 30 exons. Bases 177 to 3962 code for a protein of 1261 amino acids. NCBI's taxonomy places the organism in Eukaryota, Metazoa, Chordata, Actinopteri, Spariformes, Sparidae. Gene Ontology annotation, cellular component: centriolar satellite.
AUCCGUGUUGUUACCACAGAGAUGAUGUUACGCGUUAUUUGGUUCCCCGUAUUUGUCCACUGAGUCAACGGAGUGCUUUCGCUGGGUAUCAGGGGACUCUGUUGGGAAUUAAAGCCGUGAAAGCGUACUGGAGCUUAUCAGCGAUGGUUCCACCCAGCAUCUGAACUUUCCAGAGGAUGCAUACAACACGCAGCCCUUCAUCCAUCCCGACAGGUGUCUCAGGAGAUGCCUUGGACCUCAGCUUGUCCGGCUCCCAGCUCUCUGUGUCCAAAAGACCCAGCAGUGCAUCACCUGGGAAGUACUUCUCUCGGUCUGUGUCUGUUUCUGUGGCGACUGACAGCAGAGGAAAACGCAACACUCUGAGCGAUGCUAGCUUCGGGAGCUCCCGCUCCAUCAAGAACCUGAGGAGGUCCAACAGCACCACUCAGGUUAAUCAGCAGGCCAACGUCAGUUUAAGUCCAGGCCAGAGUGAAGACUACCUGUCCCUGUUCGACAGCAGCACAGAUGGACGCAAGAAACUGGCCAGCCUCAGCAAGGCCUCACCAGACAGAACCACAUGGAACAUCUUGGACGACCAGCCCAGAGCUUUCCCCCUGCACUCGAGCGCCCGCAGCACUGGCAGCGUGGACUCUCCGACCAGCCUGAAGAAACGAGAGCCCGGCAUCGCCCUGGCUGCCACUUUCACUGCCAACAACAGGAGCAACAAGGGAGCUGUGGGAAACUCUGUCACCACCAUCCUACACAACAACUACUCUGACAAACCACUCACACCUAAGAGCUCCAACCAGAAGCCGUCCUUUAAUAACAUCCUGAAGGCCACAGCAAACGACGAGGUGUCACUAGAGAACGGCUCCCUGACUAAGUCUCAGAAGAAUUUCUCUUCAGUCUCCCCCACAUCCAACAACAGAUCUCCAGUGUCGGCCCAGCGCGGCAGCCCUGUCCUGUCUCGAAGGAGGGAGGUCACUGAGGAGGAGGCCGAAAGGUUCAUUCAGCAGGUGAACCAGGCAGCCCUCACUAUCCAACGCUGGUACAGACACCAUGCGAAGAGACAACACGCUAACCAGGCUGCUCUCAAACACGUCCUUUCCAGUAAAAGAAAGGAGUGGGAGGAGAGAACAGAAGAGGACAGUCACCUGGAGCAGCAACAGAAGAAGGACGACGAUAGAAAAAGGAUUCGCGAAGAGAAAGCUCGUCUGGCCCGCCUCGCUGCCAUCCAGGAGCUGCAGCAGAAAAGAGCCCAGCGGGUUGCAGAGGGGCAGCAAACAGCUGAAGAGGAGCUGGAAAGCGUGAGGCCUACCGGUGUGGUCGGACGCAAGAAGCCGCCUAGGAUUUCUCCGAUCAACAGAGGUCCAGCCUCACCGAGCAACAACAGCCCGAUGUCACCCACAGAUGUGAAAGCUAAGAACACAGACUCCAAUUUGAAUGUUGUGGCGGAUUUCAGUGAGCUGACUUUCAGAGCCAUUUCUCCAGCUUUGUCUAAUAACAGAGGCUCUCAGUGUUCUCAGGAUCAGGAGGAAAGAGGGCAGGUGGACAUCUGCUUGGAGCAGCAUCAGGAGAAUGACAGGAAACUGAUUCGUAAAGAGAAAGCUCGUCUGGCCCGCCUCGCUGCCGCCCAGGAAAACACAUCUGAUGAGCUGCAGCAGAAAAGAGCCCAGCGGGCUGCACAGGUUCAGCAUGCAGCUGAGGUGGAGCUGGAAAACAAGAGACAGUCAGGUGUGGUCGGACGCAGAAAAACGCCAAGAAUUUCCCCGCUCAACAAAAGUCCAGCCUCACCGAGCAACAACAGCCCAAUGUCACCCACAGAUGUUAAGGCAAAAAACACAGACUCCAAUUUGAAUAUUGUGGCUGAGUUGGGUGAACUCUCCAGCUUCAGAGCUGUUUCCCCAGCUUUGUCGAAUUGCAGAGGCUCCCAGUGUUCUCAGGAGAUCCUGCAGAGGUCAGUGAGUGUGGAGGACCAGCGGCAGGGAGCUUUGUCCAGCAGAGCUCAAUCGAAAACCACCUUGAACGAGUUGCUGGACACCCUGAAGCUGUUAGAGGAGGAGCCAGAGAGGCUGUCACAGCCAAAGUGUUACCACAAAGAGAAAUAUGCCUGGAUAGAUGAGGACGGAGACUCUAACUCUCUGACCACCGACAACCUGGAGCGUCACGGCCAGCUGAGUCACCACCCUGCACUGCCAGACGGAGGCGCCCUUCUCUCCGAGGCCAAGCUGCAGAGCAUCAUGAGCUUCCUGGAUGAGAUGGAGAAGUCAGAACAAGAGAGGCCACGCUCAGUUACUUCAGGGUCACACAGAGAGGCUGUGUUGUCAGAGGAGGAGCUGGUUGGAGUGGAACAGGUGUCUGCCACUGCUGCUGAGGUCACCAGCUCCAUGAUGAGAAUCAAGCUAGAGCUGGAGGAGAAGAAACGCACUGUGAACAUGCUGCAGACUGCACUGGCCCAACAGAGGGAGCUGACAAUGAGACAUGUGAAGGAAACCGAGAAAGAGCUGAACAGAAACUUCCAGCUCCAGAAGGAACAAUAUGAAGCCACCAUCCAGAGACAUCUCACAUUCAUUGACCAGCUGAUCAAUGACAAAAAGGCUUUGAGUGAGCGCUGUGAAGGAGUGGUGGGAGAACUGAAGCAGGUCGACCAAAAGUACACCAAGAAGAUCGCACAAAUGCAGGAGCAGCAUGAAAUGGUGUGGCAAAUUCUGGGUCCCUUGUGCGAGGAAAUCAAGAAGUUAAAAGAGCUAAUGAGCGCCACAGAGAAGAUCCGGCGGGAGAAAUGGAUUGACGAGAAAACCAAGAAGAUUAAAGAGAUCACUGUCAAAGGUCUGGAGCCAGAGAUCCAGAAGCUGAUUUCGAAGCACAAACAGGAGCUGAAGAAGCUGCGGACACUUCACGAGGCAGAGCUGCUGCAGGCGGAUGACCGGGCGGCUCAGCGUUAUGUUCGCCAGUGUGAGGAGCUCCGGCAACAGCUGGAGAGGGAGAAGGAGGAGCAGUGUCAGAGAGAGAGGGAGCUGGCCAAACAGAGAUAUGAGAAGCAGCUUCAGGAGGAGGAGCUGUCUUUGCAGCAGCAGAGGAGGCGUCUCUAUAAGGAGGUGGCAGAUGAGAAAGAGAGGCUGGCUCAGCUGGCUGCAAGGCAGCGUGCUGAGCUGGAGGACCUGCGGAGGCAGCUGGAGGACAACAGUUCUCUGGCUGGACGAGCCCUCAGAGAGGAGCUGGACAAGACCAGAGAGGAGCAGGAGAGGAGACAUCAGCUGGAGAUGAAGGCGUUACAAGACCGUUUAGACAUCGAAAAGCAGACCUGGGAAGAAAACUACAAGAAAAAAGAGGAAGUGUGGCUGCUGAGUCGUGAGCGCGAGCUCAAGGAAGACCUGCGACGAGAGCGCGACAAAGAGAUCGAGCUCGCCAUCUGGACGCUGGAGGAGGAGACAAGCAAGGACAAAGAGGAGUGUGAGAGGGCGGCUGACAACAGGGUGAAGCGUGUGAGGGAUAAAUAUGAGUCUGAGCUGAGGGAGCUGGAGCACUCUGAGAGGUCGGCCGUUGAGAAACAACAAGAGCUGAGGAAGCAGCAGAUGGAGAUGGAGGCAGAGGUGAUGAGACUCCAGGCCCUACUCAGACAGAAAGAACAGGAGACCAAAGACAUCACUCAGACCAGGGACAAGCUGGCGGAUGAGCGUCACAGCCUGGCGGAGGUGAUCAGGCAAGAGUUUGCCGACCGGCUGGUGCUGACAGAGGAAGAGAACCGCAGGAUGAAGGUGGAAGUGUCAGAAGUUCGAGCGAGGCUGCGGCUGGAGGUGGAGAGGGUCACCAGGGAGAAGGAGGAGGAGUUGGCUGAAGUUCAUCAACGAGUGAAGGCGGCCAUCUUGAAGAAGGAAGAAACUGUCAACAGUCUCCGGAAGCAGCAUGAGGCUGCCCUGAAGAGGGCAGACCACCUGGAGGCUCUGUGGGAGCAGCAGAGGAAGCAGCUGCUGGAGAAGUGACUGACAGGAAGGCCUGGUUCUAUAUGUGUGGACCUCUCCUCUCCUCCAACGUCCCCCAUGCUCUCUGCUCUGAGCCCCCGCCUGAUGUUGUUUUCUCCGCUUUGGACGUCGUUCCUGCCAGCAAGACUGAACCUGUGGAACUUCAGAGGGUUGAACAAGUGACUUGUCCUACCUCAUUUGAAGAAUACAAAAUGGGGAAAUGCACUGGGCCCCACUGUAUAGCCCCCUCCAGGCAUGAAGGAGCGUGUUGUGUUGGAACUUCCCCAAUUUAAAUGCCACAGACCAGGUGGCACCAGAUGAAGACUAUAGGUGGACUGGACCCAUUUUUCUUCCUCUUCUUUCCUUCUGCUGCAGUUGCCGUUUACUGCAGUUUAUGUGACCCCCCCCCUCCUCCCUCCCUCUACAUUCUGUGGGAGCAGGAAUGCCUCCAUGUUCCCCACAGAGCUGCCACAGAGAACAGUUCCAGAUGUUUCUGAAACCAGCCCGGGCCUGUGCUGGUGUAAAGUGGGAGAAAAUGGCGUGGGGGGGGUUGCUCUUCCUGGAGGACCAGGACUCACAGAUCAGUCAGCGUCAGAGCUACAGUAUGAGCUUCUGUCUGUACCAAGACUCUGGUGCCCCCGUCUAUCUGUUGAGUUGUGUGUUUAACCCCGGUGCCCCUUGAGGUGAGAGCUAAUUACAGGAUCUACAACCUCUGCCUUGCUGCGGCUCGCUGACCAGCUCUGAAAGGUUUGUUAUGUGUCUUACACCAAAGUUUGGAUCUAACAAAGAAGUUAGAAUUAAUGUACUAACUAGGGGUGUCACGAUUUGUAUUCUAAAUUGAAAAUCAAACUCAGGAUUGUUGAUUCUCCAAGUAUUUUUUUCCUCUCUCCAACCAUUUUCCACAUUAUAAUCUCUCUCUAAAAAUCCCACAGUAUAUACGCCAAUAUCAAUAUAUUUCUCAUAGGCUCAUAUCAGCCAUUUGGCAAUAAUUUUACCUAUGAAUCAGGCAUCCUUUGUUGAACUCUGGAAACUUUAUUUCUGUUCAAUUCUAUUUGAUUUUGCCUUACCCUAACCUCCAGAAAUCCAACAGGAUAAAGUCAAGCUGUAAAGUAGCCUUAUUUUUUCAACAGUUUUUUGGGCAGGAACCCAAUGAUGUGUAUUUUUUUACAAAUCCAGAUGCAGUAGUUCAACAAUGGCAUAGUCAUCUGUGGUUAAAAAAAAAGGGCUGUUUAAAAAUGUAAAAAUGUGUGACUGAAAGCACCAUCAAAUCACAGAUUUAGAGAAUUGCGUUACACCUUUGUGUUGAAUCUGUUGAUCUUUUCAAAUCCAGAUGUCUAACAAUGGCAUUUUUGUCUGACCCGAUAAAUGUUUAAAUCGAAAAUUGAAUCGUGGAUCUGAAGAAUCGUGACACCCCGAGUACUAACACUGGUUACAGACUCAAGUUAGAAUGCAUGUAGAAUGUUGCUAGAAUGAGAGAUAGGAUGUGUAGGAAACUUUAAGGAAAAGGAGAGAAGAAAAAGCAGGAUGCCUGAUGGCAUGUUUGAGGUCAAAGACAGAUGAUCGUAGUGAGAAAGAUUCUGAACGUGAGGAAGAAAGUGGAGGAUGGUGAGGUUGGAGGGAGGAGAGAAAGAAGGAAUGCGCAUAGAAAAUGUUUAUAGGAUUAGGAGAGCAGAGCUGGGACAGAGUGGGCUGGUGGGAGGGUCUGUGGGGCACGAGGCAUGUGACCAGAGCUAUGUUAAAAGCCAUAUAUUUUGGGUUUUUUGCCUAGCCCGAUUCAGAGGCUGCGACAAAACACAUCGAACUCAACAGGCGGAGGGGGCCUGGAGUCACACACACACACACACACACACACACACACACACACACACGUAAACUAUCUGUGUUUGGAUACUGCAGCCAGAAACUAUCAGCACUUGCAAAUUUGCAUUUCAUUGUUUGUUUUUUUCCUGAAAUGCUCCUUCUUCUUGUCUAAUUUCUUAUCCCUUAUAAUGAUGGGAGAUAUUUGGAAACCCCUCUCACACACACAGAAAGUCUUUGUGGAUAAGAUUUCACUAAGAACAGUCCAUAGCAUGAGUUAGUCAGGGGUGGGUUGGGUGGGGGGCUGUAACAAGAGUGUGUCCUGCAGAGAGAAACUCUAAACCUGAAAGUGAAGCCUGUUAUUGAGGUGCAACAUGAUGUGAAAGACCACACUCUGAUUGUAAAGGCCCCGCUGCCACCAAAUUAGACCUUGGAUCACUAAAUAUUUAUUCUGAUUCCCUUUAUUUAUUCUCCAUUUUAGUGCUUUUACGUGUUACCAGUCCACAGAAGGGGUCAAGGAUGUAAAGUCCAUCAACACGUCAAGUGUUUUUAUUCCGUUUGCAAGAAUGCUUAACAGUUAGUUGGCAGAGCACAUAACUGCCAUAGAAACACUUUAUAACUAUGCCAUUUGUAGAUGGUUUAAAUACAGUAUGUCAG